AUGGGAAAACGUAAAUCAUCUUCAAGAAAGGGACCAGCUAAACAGGAACUUUGUGUAGAAUGUAAAAUUGAUCACAACACGAGUAUCGGGAAAAUUUAUUGUCGCUUGUGUAAUGAACAUUAUCAAAUGACAGUCAAUCACCUUCAUGAAGCCAUUGAUGUUUACAAUGCUUGGAUUGAUGCUUGUGAUGCACAAAAUGGAAUUACAUGUGGAGAUAACAAAAAAGGUUAUGAUUGA
Strongyloides ratti is the source of this 237-nucleotide messenger RNA. RefSeq names its product Transcription elongation factor 1 homolog. Gene Ontology annotation, biological process: transcription elongation by RNA polymerase II. Gene Ontology annotation, molecular function: RNA polymerase II complex binding. Bases 1 to 237 code for a protein of 78 amino acids. Gene Ontology annotation, cellular component: transcription elongation factor complex. NCBI's taxonomy places the organism in Eukaryota, Metazoa, Nematoda, Chromadorea, Rhabditida, Strongyloididae. The transcript is spliced from 2 exons. The record is from RefSeq and is a predicted model, not a curated record.